AGCAGCGGGCAGCAGCGUAGCUCACCGCAAGAUUGGUGUCCAGAUGUGCCAGACUGGCAGACCCCCAAAUCCACAUCCAGGGUGCGCGUGGUGAUCUUCCGAAGCCACGGUCCCCAGCAAUCUGUGUUCUGUCCUAUUGGAGGGCACCACGCUCCCGGCGACGAAAACGGAGCACCGGUGAACGGCCAAGUGUGCCCAAACAAGGGGACACAGGCCGGCAAGGGUGUUAUCGAAGUAGCUGUCCGUUGGAUUAACCCGAUAGGCCUCACUUCUCACCCGUGGUCUCAAGCAACCUGCAGAUCCGUCGGACGGCGGGACGAGAUAUCACUGCACCAACAUUUUUACCCAAGGGCAUGCAAGGGAUCUUGGGAAAUUGAGCAAUGCGAAACCGUCAUGUUGACAGCAGACCAGGAAGAAACAUGGGCGUCGGCCUGGGCAGAAGUCGUGGCUGAAAAGGCGUUUGGGUAA
This is a messenger RNA of Colletotrichum lupini, 468 nucleotides long. RefSeq lists its product as uncharacterized. The annotation marks the transcript as partial. Lineage: Eukaryota; Fungi; Ascomycota; Sordariomycetes; Glomerellales; Glomerellaceae. The transcript has 3 exons. The record is from RefSeq and is a predicted model, not a curated record.